Molecule: messenger RNA, 2965 nt
Organism: Beta vulgaris subsp. vulgaris (sugar beet)
Lineage: Eukaryota; Viridiplantae; Streptophyta; Magnoliopsida; Caryophyllales; Amaranthaceae
Exons: 6
Coding region: 1597-2730 (377 amino acids)
Source: RefSeq, a predicted model, not a curated record
GAUUUCAGUUUGAUGACCCAAGUGGUUAAGAAUUGGGAGAAACCUUAAAACCAAAAUAAAACCCCAAAUAAUAAUUUUCUCUCUCCUCUAAUUUUAUACCCCGUACUGUGCAUGCUCAAUUUCUGCAUUUUAGAGUUGGAAUUUGACCAAACUUAUUGAAUCAAAGUUGUAGAUCUCGAAAAGUUAUUGAACUCAGACCCAAAAAUCACUUGAUUUGGAGUUCAGAGCUAUGAGUUAUGGUCUUUGCAAAUUUGGUGUUGCUACCUCCAUUUCUCUCUCCUCUGUUUUAUUCCGACAAUCUGUUGCCCCAAUUAUCUACAACAUGCAAUCCAAUUUUGCUCUUUGUUGCUGAAUCAAAGUUGUAGAUCACUUCGAGCUAAUGAAUUUGGGCACAAAAAUCACUUGAUUUGGAGUUCAGAGCUAUGAGUUAUGGUCUUUUUGUAGAUCACUUCGAGCUAAUGAAUUUGAGCACAAAAAUCGCUCAAUUUGGAGUUCGAAUCUAUGAGUUACGCCUUACACAAGUUCAGUACUACUGCUGUACUUUGUGUUGCGCUGCUGCCGUGAUUGGCUUGCUUGCCUUAUUGCUGCCAUUAUUUUGGUAUUCCUUUGCAUAUGAAGGUAUAAGCUAAUUUUUCUUAAUCCCUCAUCUCCUUUAUUCCAAUUCAAGUGUGGUUCAAUUGGAUUUUAUAUUCUGAUUUUAGAAAUAAACUUGGUUCUCAAUUUUGUUAUUGAUUAGCAAAUACAAUUAUGAUAAGAAUUGUUAAACUUAAAGAUUGAAUAUUUUAUCUUUGUUAUUGGAUUAAAGCUUCUAAUAUGAAGUAAGCAUCUUAAGUAAGUUUAUAAAAAGUGAUUUUAUAAAUUAUGUCGUUUGAUAAUACUCUUUGAAAUCAGAAUGAUGUUAAUUGGAGAUGAAAUUAAUGUUGUGAGUUGGAUUAGUAGAAUGGGUUGUAUAUAUAGGAGUUGUGGUGGUUAGUUCAUGGAAGAGCUUAGAAAGUAUGAGUAAUUCAAUUUGUUUAUCUAAAUUGUUGUGAGGAUGGUUAAUGAUUGUUGUUAUUGUUUUGAGGUCGUUGUUGGAGUAUGUAUAUGGAGACAAUUUAUGAAGUUUGAGCUAUGGUUGGUUAUCCAGAAUGUCGAAUUAUUGGGAAUCGUGUAAAGGGUUCAUUGUUAGUGAUUUGCAGGGUUGAUGUCGAGGUCGUGGAAUAUGAUUAUUGAUCAAGAAGAAGAGUUUUAUGUUAUGAAAUGGUGGGCUGAGGUUAAAGUUAGAUGUUUUGUUUCAAAGUAUUCGUAAUCUGUUAUUUGAUUUUCAAGUUGUGAUAUUGUGGGCCCCUGACCCACAGAUCCAGGAUCGUUUUUAUAGGUUUUGUUUCCGCUGUAAAUAAAUGCAAAUUCGAGGUUUGUUAAGUGUUGAUUGUGUUUUGUGUAUCUUAAGUGUGAUUAGUUAGCAGCUCGGAAGUGCGGGCUGUUACAAAAAGAAUUGCUUCCUUUGCAUGUUUGGAAGGCGAUAACCGAAAUAAGUCAAUUCUUUCGAGACUUGUGUGCGUCCACAAUCAAAGUCAGUGAGAUGAAGCGCUUAGAGAACAACAUCGCUGAGAUCUUAUGCAAGUUGGAAAAAAUCUUCCUCCAUCAUUUUUUAAUUCAAUGGAGCACUUGCCGGUUCACUUGCCUUAUGAAGCAAAAGUUGGUGGCCCCGUCCAGUAUAAAUGGAUGUACCCUUUCGAAAGGUUGCUUAACCACUUAAAACGUAAAGUGGGAAACAAAGCACAUGUUGAAGGUUCAAUAUGCAAUGCCUACGUAACUGAGGAGAUAGCGAACUUCUGCUCCAACUACUUUCAGCCCGGGGUUGACACAAAAUCAAGGGACUUAGGAAGAAAUGUCAAUCCUGAUGUCGCUAGCACACAUGGUCUUGGUGUCCCCGAGUUGUUCAGGGAAGACUGCGGUCGACCGGGAACAGAUGGACGUUUGCGAUGGUUGCAAGACAAGGAGUACGAUCGAGCACAUCUUUACGUACUUGCAAACAGUGGCAUCUUAAGUGAUUAUGAAAGGCGAUUCGAGGAUUAUAUUGUCAAUUCAAGACCGAACAUUGCUAAGGAUGAUGUAUGGAGCAAAUGCGAAGCCGAGUUCCCUAGUUGGUUCAAGACAAAUGUCCUUGGUGCCAUGACAUGUGACGAUGUCACUCAAGUUCUUACUAUGGGUCCUUCCAGACAAGUGAGAACGUGGAAUCAGUUCUUUGUGAAUGGAUAUAACUUUCAUACACAGGAAUAUGGCAAGAAUAAGUCAACUAUGAACUAUGGUGUAUGUGUACAAGCUGCUGAUAGAGCUGAUUACUUUGGCAUUUUGGAGGAGGCUAUUGAACUGGUGUACCAUGGUAAUUUGGCUGUUUAUAAGACAAUUUGGUUCAAGUGCAAUUGGAUGGACUCGGACAAGGGUAUGAACAUUCAUGAACAGUACAAACUUGUGGAAGUCAAUCACACCAAGAAAUACCCAAAAUAUGAUCCGUUUGUAUUGUCGUACCAAGUUAGCCAAGUUACUACGCGCCGUAUCCCAGUCUUAGGAGGGAUAAAGUGCAAUGGUGGGCUAUGUUUAAAACGAAGGCAAGGUCCGAAGUUGAUGCCCCGGUUGAUUUGGAUGUUCUCCAGGAGGAAAGAGUUGAUACCGCUGCAGUUCUUUGUGCUCCGGAUGAGAUACCAGAUUAUGAUGCUGGUGACGACAACAAUAAUGAUGAGAUCAUGAAAUUUAGGGCGCCGAAUGAACAAGGAGAACCAAGUGAUUAUGAAAACAGCAACGAGACUGGUGAUUUGACUGACGAUGAUGAUGACGAGGAUGAUUUGUUUGAUGACGUUUAGUGUAUUUUGUUACCUUAUGUAGUUUGCUUUUGUUGUAAGACAAUAUGUUUGUCAUUUUAUCGCUAGUGCAGACCUCUAUGUGUAAGAAAUAUUAUUUAUUUUUAUUAUAUGUGUUUUAGUCA